CUCCGGCGGUAUUUUUGAUUGUUUGUUUGUUUAGCUCUGCCUAGCGGAGCGUUUAUACUUAGCAACCAAAACAAACAAGACUUGUUGUUGUCUCUUUCAACAACAUGAGUCACAGUUUAUAAUUCAAUGUAAAGAGCUGCAGAGCUUCUUGUCAGAUCAGUUAUUUUGAAGUUAGAUAAACUUCAGAAUGACCUCGGGUGCUCUGAAAAAGAAAAGUUACCUGGGACAGCACCAGAUCAAGAAGAAGACGAGAUGAACUUAUUGUGAACACAGCAUCCUAGGCAACAAUGAGCCACCGGACGGAGAAAUGCUGUUGCAGACAACAUCAGGGAAAACAAAUAGACCUAAAUAUAGCCUCAUGGGUGGAGCAGUUUAUCUUCCAUUGGGCGAUUCCACUUUAGCUCUUGAUGAAGAAAUGCUACAAGUUAUGGAUGCUGUUGAUCUUUCUAAGGAUGAAGUUAAAAGGGGUGUUAAGGAAAAACAAAUUUCAGAUCCAUUUCUUCCUCCACAACCCACUACAUCGAACGCACUCAGCAAAAUGGAGAGAAACUCUGGAAUGAUGAAGGACCGGGAAACUAUUCCUUACACAAAUGGGGCGGGUGAUCCUCAGCAGAGAGGCUGUAGAUCUAGAGGGGAUUCUAACAGACCAGGAUGGAGCGCUGACUGCAAAGACCUGGCUCAGAAGCUUCUUUUCAGUGAGGACUCUGGUGAAGUAGACCAUCCUCAGAGAGACCAGCAGAAUAACCAUUCAGAUCGUCUCUCUGCCUCUGUCUGCACUCUGCCUUGUAUAGAAACAAGUAACAGUCGAAAAGCAGACGGCUCCGGCAAGCAGAAACUCAGAAGAAGAAACUCUCCUCCCAGUGAUAAGAACGCUAACUCGAGUGAGAACAUCAGUCCACCUCUGGAUGUAUCUACAAAAUACAUUUUAUUCAGUCCUACCCGCCUCGCAGCAGCCAGGCAAAGGGCCAAACUUCAGCAGUCAUUACAGAAUCAGUCUGCAUCUGUACUCACAGUGCCCAGCGGCCUGGAGCUCAGCAUGCUCAGCGACACACUUCCUCCACCAGGCGUGGCCUUGUGUGCUCCUGAGCAGCAGGCUGAAAAGCUGCUGUUAUCCAGCUGGGGCUUACCAAAGCCUGUUCUAGAGCGCUACCAGAAACACGGAGUCAUUCAGAUGUUUGAAUGGCAGGCUCAGUGCCUCACUGUUGGACAGGUUUUGCGUGGAGGGAACCUUGUGUACUCUGCCCCCACUAGUGCUGGCAAAACUUUGGUGUCGGAGUUGCUGAUCCUGAAGCGCGUGCUGGAGACCAAAAGAAAAGCGCUUUUCAUUUUGCCAUUUGUGUCUGUGGCCAAAGAAAAGAUGCACUACCUUCAGAGCGUGUUUGAAGAGGCUGGGAUUCGUGUGGAGGGCUACAUGGGGAGUACUUCAGCUGCAGGAGGGUUCGCUACCUUGGAUGUGGCUGUUUGCACCAUAGAAAAAGCCAAUUCUUUAAUUAACAGACUGAUUGAAGAAAAUAGCAUGGGUCUACUAGGCAUGGUGGUGGUUGAUGAGUUACACAUGGUUGGAGAUUCUGGAAGGGGAUACCUACUGGAACUGCUCUUAACCAAAAUCCGCUACAUCGCACAGAAGCAGAACACAUCAGGGUCUCUUUCAGAGGGCGUACAGAUCAUCGGUAUGAGUGCCACUUUGCCAAAUCUCUCUCUGCUGGCUAGCUGGUUGAGUGCAGAUUUGUACCAAACAGAUUACAGGCCCGUACCCCUGCAAGAACAUCUCAAAGUGGGAUGCAACAUAUACGACAAGAGCCUUUCCGUGGUUCGACAGUUUGCCCCUGCUCUUAAUAUUAAGGGCGACGACGAUCAUAUUGUGAGCUUGUGUUAUGAAACUGUGAACGAAGGCCACUCUGUGCUGCUGUUCUGUCCCUCGAAGAACUGGUGUGAAAAGCUGGCUGAUACCAUCGCCAGAGCAUUCUUUAACCUCAGACAUGCAGAUCUUCAGGGAGAAGGUGUGCCUCAGCCUGUGUGUCUAGAUACAGAGGGCUUAGAUGAUGUUAUAGCUCAGCUGAGGCGAACUCCAGCUGGUCUUGAUCCCAUCCUACAGUGCACUGUUCCAUGGGGGGUGGCCUUCCACCAUGCCGGGUUGACGUUUGAUGAGCGGGAUGUGCUGGAGGGAGCUUUCCGUCAGGGAUUGAUCAGAGUUCUGGCUGCCACCUCCACCCUUUCAUCGGGAGUCAAUCUUCCGGCUCGCAGGGUCAUCAUUCGAACUCCAACUUUUAACGGACGCUUGCUGGACCCGCUUACAUACAAACAGAUGGCUGGACGAGCAGGGAGAAAAGGAGUGGACACCACAGGUGAAAGUGUGCUUGUGUGUAAGCAGAACGAGCGUCAAAAGGGUAUUAGUCUCCUUACGGGAGUUCUUCAGCCAAUCAGCAGCUGCCUGGUGAGACGGGAAGGCGAGGGUGUAACCACCAGCAUGCUGAGAGCGAUCCUGGAGAUUAUUGUUGGAGGUGUGGCCAGCUCUCCACAGGAUGUGAGGCUGUACGCCUCAUGCUCCCUUUUAGCUGCCAGCAUGAAAAGUGACAACAAGACCGAAUCUAACAAGCAGACCAGCAAAGGAGCUAUUGAGUCUUGCGUUGAAUGGCUGAUGGGAAAUGAAUUUAUUAGUAUUCAACAGGAUGGGCAAGAUGAGCAGUAUUGUCCAACCCAACUGGGGGCUGCCACUCUUUCUUCAUCCCUCUCUCCUCCAGAGGCCUUGGGAAUAUUUGCAGAUCUCCAACGGGCAAUGAAGGGAUUCGUACUUGAAAAUGAUUUGCACAUUCUGUAUCUGAUUACCCCACUGUAUGCAGAGUGGACUACAAUAGAUUGGUAUCAGUUUUUCUGCCUGUGGGAGCAGAUGCCUUCCUCGAUGAAGAGAGUGGCGGAGCUGGUUGGUGUCCAGGAAGGCUUUCUUGCACGAUCUGUCAGUGGCAAACUUGUUGCCAAGACUGAAAAGCAGCUCAGACAGAUGGCCAUUCAUAAACGGUUUUUCACAACUCUUGUUCUCCAGGAUCUGGUCAGCGAAGUGCCUCUGGGAACUGUUGCUUCUAAGUACAACUGCAAUCGAGGACAGCUGCAGUCUCUCCAGCAAUCUGCUUCCACAUAUGCAGGAAUGGUGACGGUGUUCUGCAAGCGUCUGGGCUGGCAUAACAUGGAGCUGCUGUUGUCUCAGUACCAGACCAGGCUGAGCUUUGGAGUCCAGAGAGAGCUCGUCGAUCUGGUUCGGAUUUCCCUUCUGAACGCAACGCGAGCCAGAGCGCUCUACGCCCAGGGGCUCUGCACUGUAGCUGAAGUAGCCCGGGCCACAGUUCCCGACGUGGAGAAAGCGUUAAGGAAUGCCAUCCCAUUCAAGAGUUCUAAGCGAGCGGUGGAUGAGAGCGAGAUGGAGGCGGCGGAGAGGCGGAACCUGCGCUGUGUGUGGGUCACCGGUGGACGGGCUCUGACAGAGCAGGAAGCAGCUGCUGAGAUCGUCUCUGAAGCGAGGCUCCUCCUUCGAGAGGACCUGGCUCAGCUUGGAGUUCACUGGGAUCCAUCAGUACUUCCUCCACAGUCGUCCUCUGAAAGUAGCUCUGACGAUUACACCAGUGGGGAUUCAGAUGCUUCGUCUGCCUCUUACAUCAGCCCGCACCAAUCACCAACAGAUUGGACUAAAGAGCAUCAAGCGAGAAAGCGCAGGGACAAGAGGAAAGUCAGUGAGAAUCAUGGAGAGGAGGUUAGGCGAGAUGCAGAAAUCGACAAUGGGAAAGAUGUGUUAGAAGGAAAAACAACGAAGCAAGAUGUGACAAAAUCUGAAUUCUGUGAAGUUCUACUAGAAAGAAUGAAAGCAAAACCAAAGACAUCAGGCCAAAAUGAUGCUGAACAUGCAGAGAAAAAACAGGAAAACAAAGGGGAAAUGUUGGAAAAAAACAAAAUACAAGAAGAAGAGAUGAGUAAAGAAAACAAACAAAUUGGAGAAGCAAAUAUUCCCCAUUUCAAUCCUGAAAGGAGCCUAACACAAGAGCUGGCUGACAUUAUUUCCAGCCCUCUCCCUCAGCUGCCCCCUCAUGCUCAGCCCCUAUCCUCUCCAACCCCGGCCCCACGGUUCAGACCCCCGAUUUCUCGCUUAGAGCCACGACAAAGCACAGCAAAAGCAGACUUUUCUUCAUCCCCUCUGCAGCCAGGGAGACUUAAACACUCGAUCGCAUUAAGCAAAAUCCUCCAGUCAAUACAACCUGAUCGGGCUCUGCAGGAUCAGUUGCAGCCUGCUGACAGAUUACACUCAAAAGCCCAAGACAGAAGGCCUGUAACCUCUCAAGAAAAGUCAGAGGAUAUUUCUACACCUUCGCAUGCAGAUUUGUCAACAUCUUCUCCUGCCUCCGCUCCCCUGUUCACUCCUGAGGCCAAACGAAGACGAACCGAAGCCGGAGGGGUAGAUUCGUUUUCAUCUCCUGAGCUGUACACAGGCAGCAGGACUGAGGAAAUGGGGCAGGAUGGUGUGGCAGAAGAAAGUUUCAGCAAAAGCUUUGACUUGGACACUCAGACAGAAAGAAUCAUAGUUCAACAUGAGUUCAGUGGCCUAGCUGCAGAAACAGAUGAGGGAGUAGAACCGCUGAGGGUACAACAGGAGGAUUCAGUAGAGGGAGCUGAACAUGACAGAAGAAAUGAAGCUGAAGGCCUUCAGACAGUGUCUCCCAGAUUCAAUAUUUCUGUGACAGAGAGCCAGCUGGAGCUCAUCCUUAACACAGACCACAAAAUAUCUCCCAGUCCAGCUGGAAGAAGAAACGACCAAGAUAAAGACGAAAACACACGCGACUAUCUGCCCCCUAACAAUAACGAGGCUGCAGCAGAGAGUCCAAACAGAAGCAGCAGCUUCCUGUUUGACAGCAUGUACGACAGUCUUCUCCUGGAUGCUCUGCAACCAAACCAGUUACUUGAGCCAGCAGGUGAAGAAGAAUCUCCUAGCCCACGUCCCGCUCCAUCAGCCCAGCAGAGGCGACGCAGUGAGUGUCUCGCCAAUCAGGAGGCGGAGGAGCAGGAGGCGGUCCAGUGGGGCGAGUCCUUCUUCAAUCUGUCCGAGUGGGGGGACUCGCUCUUGGUGGGUGAACACUUUCUGGAGAGGCAGAGUUUACUGAGACACGCAGAGAGAACUGAAGAAAACCAAGAGCUGCAGCGACCAAACGAAGAUGAAGAUCUGAUUUUAAAAUCCCAAAAUGAGUCUGACGAGGAGAAACAAGGCAAUGAUCAGCCUUGCAAUCAAAAUGAUCAACAAUUUACUGAUAAAGGUUUAGAUGAGGGCAAAACUGCACAGCAGGUUGAAGAGAAAACCAAUAAAGAAAAAGAAAAUAAUGGGGAAAAUUUAGUUGUCAAACAGCUGCAUUUCCAAAAUUCACUUGAAAAUGCUUUUUAUUGCAGCCCUGGGUUACAGGACAUCUUUGACCGCUGGCCUAGUAUGUCUGACCAGCCAGGUGCUGCUGCUUCAACCACAGCAGAUGCUUCAGAGUUACCCCGUCCAGAGACACAUCUGGACAGAAAGAGGAAAAAAUCCCAACAUCUUGACGCUGCUCAAACGGUACAGGUCACAGAAAGACCAGGCUCUGCCGGUGACCUUAUUCCCCCAACGCAGGCCACGCCCCCUGUCACACCAAGACUGAAACUAACCACCUCCUCUGUCCACACACCUGUCGUCGCUCAGCCUCUCAAACAGUCGACGCCUUCAAACCGUCUUCAAGAAAAACGCGCCACAUCCCACGCUGCGAACAGUCACUUGAAGAAGGCAGCUGUUUCGUUUUUUGACAGCAGACCGCAGGAAAGACUCUGCCUCCCCCCAGAAAGUGUCGCCUCUCCACCGUCCCCCCAGCCCAAACCUCCAUCUGACACCGAGUCCUCUUUGAGCCCCGAGGGUUUCUCUCUCCAGCUGUCCCAGGAGGCCUCCAUCUGUUGCAGCAACUCUGGGAGCUUUUCCAUCAUAGACGUGGCGAGCGACAGACGGCUUUUUGAUACUUUCAUUAAAGAGUGGAAAACAAAAGCGCGGUUCUCUAUUGCUUUGGCUUGCGAGAAGACAGAGUGCGGGCAGCACCCUGAGGAUGAAAUGGGAGGGAAACAUAAGAAAGCAUCAGAAGCUCAUCUAACACUUGAUGGUUUUCCAGUAAGAGACACAGAAGGCCUUACUUUGACUGGACUUUCUGUCUGCUGGGGAGCCCGAGAUGCAUACUAUAUUUCUCUACAGCAGGAGCAGAGAAAAGGUCUGAGCUCCAGUCUGGCUCCUCCUCCACUCGAUGAUGCUCUGCCGGUAAGGGAAAGGCUGGAACAGGUGAAGGUCUGUCUGAGCGGACAGUUGACCCGUCUCAAGGGCCGUGUGGCUGUCGUGUAUAACAUCAUCAAGGUGUACAAGAGGCUGGUACAGAGCUGUGGCAUCAGCCUGGAGGGAAAUUGUGAGGAUCCAAAGGUUGCCUGCUGGCUGCUGGAUCCUGGCAGUGAGGAAAGAACUCUUCCCAACAUGGUGACUGUCUAUUGUCCCGAAGAAUUACCCCUGCUGGAUGGUCUCGGGAACGCACUUUCCCACUGUCCUCGAGUCAGGGCUGCAACCAAGAGUGUCCUCAUACAUGCUGUGAUGAACCAUCUCUCCGGUCUGCUAGAGCAAGAUGGCACACUGGAUGUGUUUAGGAGGAUAGAGAUGCCUUCCCAGGUUUGUCUGGCUCUGUUAGAACUGAACGGAGUUGGCUUCAGCGUGGAGGAGUGUGAGAGACAAAAACAUGUGAUGCAGGCCAAACUGUCGGCGCUGGAAGCUGAGGCUUACAGCUUGGCUGGACACACCUUCUCCCUCACAAGUGUUGACGAUAUAGCACAGGUGUUGUUUUUGGAGCUUCAUCUGCCUCCAAACGGAGAUAUAAAUGGACCAAGAAAUAAGAAGACUCUGGGUUACACCAGGAGAGGCGGCAGCAGAGUGCGACUUGGGAAGCAGUUCAGCACCACCAAGGAUGUUUUAGAAAAACUUCGCCCCCUGCACCCUUUGCCAGCUGUGGUCCUGGAGUGGCGGAGAAUCACCAACGCCUUGACUAAAGUGGUGUUUCCCCUGCAGAGGGAGAAGCAGUAUCAUCCUACCUUGGAUAUGGACAGGAUAUAUCCCAUCGCACAAACACACACGGCAACAGGCAGAGUGAGCUUCACUGAGCCAAACAUCCAGAACGUCCCCAAAGAUUUUGAGAUUUGCAUGCCUACAGAGGUCGGAGAAAGCCCUCCUUCUCAGGGUGGCUUCCAGAUGCCCAACAAACUAGGAAAGAGGAGAAACUCUGCUGCUCCUUUUCCUGCAGCUGCAGAACAAGGCCCGGCCUUCUCUGUCAGCAUGAGACAUGCAUUUAUUCCCUUCUCAGGAGGAAUGAUACUGGCAGCUGAUUACUCUCAACUGGAACUGAGAGUGCUGGCUCACCUCUCGAAGGAUCAGCGCCUCCUGCAGGUGCUGAAUGGAGGAGCUGAUGUGUUUCGUUGCAUUGCUGCCGAGUGGAAAAAUGUUGACCCAGAGUCUGUGCAGGACAGCCUCAGACAACAGGCAAAACAGAUUUGCUACGGCAUCAUCUACGGAAUGGGAGCAAAGUCACUUGGGGAGCAAAUGGGAGUAGAGGAGGACGACGCUGCCUGUUACAUCGAGAGUUUCAAAGCAAGAUACAAAGGGAUCAACACUUUUCUUAAACAGACUGUAAAGAAGUGCUUAAAGGACGGCUAUGUUCAGACGCUGAUGGGCCGCCGGAGAUAUUUAGCUGGGAUCUCCAGCACAAAUCCACACGUCAAAGCUCAUGCAGAGCGCCAGGCGGUGAACACGACGGUGCAGGGUUCGGCAGCUGACAUCGUCAAACUGGCUACCAUCAACAUCCAGAAACGGUUACGAAAAACGUAUCCUGCAGCCCCAUUGUCUCACCAACACACACACUCAGCUCACGGUCGCCGCAGGAUUGGGACGUCUCGGCUCAGGGGAGCCUAUUUUAUCCUCCAGCUGCAUGAUGAGCUCAUCUACGAAACCACAGAACAGGAUCUCAUACAGGUUGCACAGAUAGUCAAAAGGGAGAUGGAGUCAGCAGUGAAGCUGUAUGUGAAGCUCAAAGCCAAAGUCAAAGUUGGACCCAGUUGGGGAAACCUGCAGGACCUCGAUAUAUAAACUGAAUCCUAAAUGAUGAAA
Gambusia affinis (western mosquitofish) is the source of this 8179-nucleotide messenger RNA. RefSeq names its product polymerase (DNA directed), theta (gene polq). The transcript is spliced from 35 exons. The coding region runs from base 308 to 8158 and encodes 2616 amino acids. The record is from RefSeq and is a predicted model, not a curated record. Gene Ontology annotation, molecular function: DNA binding; DNA-directed DNA polymerase activity; ATP binding. NCBI's taxonomy places the organism in Eukaryota, Metazoa, Chordata, Actinopteri, Cyprinodontiformes, Poeciliidae. Gene Ontology annotation, biological process: double-strand break repair via alternative nonhomologous end joining; DNA-templated DNA replication.